Iphiclides podalirius (scarce swallowtail) is the source of this 705-nucleotide messenger RNA. The record is from the annotation of a GenBank genome assembly. Lineage: Eukaryota; Metazoa; Arthropoda; Insecta; Lepidoptera; Papilionidae.
AUGACCGUUCGCGCUUUGAAUGUUUCAGGGGUCAGUGAACGCGAUGGAUCGCCAGAAGCCACGAUCGGAACUAUGUAUAGCCCGACUACCCCGCGGGAGGUGACAGUGGUGGAUGGUGCGCAACUAAUAAUAGCCCCCCCACCAGCGAUGAUCCGAUCGCUGACGGGAGCGCGCACAUGUGGCGCCCGGCGGCGGCUCCGCUCUGCGGGCGCGUUUAUUUUCGACGCGGUCGUCACGCGGCGCGGUGUACGGCGCGCCUUACGUAAGAGCCUCCGCCGAGGGCCGGCGCGGCCCCGCCGUGCAGCGAGCCGGCCGCAGCCUGCACGCCAGUGCACGACGAGUUCGAGUAACCGAUCCGCCGGACGCGCGUCGCCCGCUCUAUUUCGGGAGAAUACAAAUUUGGAAUGGAUGGUACUGGCGGCCCGAGAGCGAACUCUGCCGCCCGAGUCCAUUUUUAGAGCUGGUCUGCGCGUGCGCGGCGAGCGCGCCGUCAGUGCUCCGCCGGCUGCCACCAGGCCGUGUCGUUCGCCACCACCGCCGCGGUGCGCCCCGCCUAAGGGCUGCCGUGGACCGCCCGCUAUACGCCUCGCUCCGGAUACGUCAUCGAACCAAAGCAGCACCGACCAUCGGCGCCAACCAAAAGGGGAAGAAUGGUCUGGCCGCGGACGCUGUCGUGCCGCGAAGACAGAAGACAGAGCCUUGCGC